Messenger RNA from Trichosporon asahii var. asahii CBS 2479, 1659 nucleotides. RefSeq lists its product as uncharacterized. The transcript has 4 exons. NCBI's taxonomy places the organism in Eukaryota, Fungi, Basidiomycota, Tremellomycetes, Trichosporonales, Trichosporonaceae. The record is from RefSeq and is a predicted model, not a curated record. Bases 1 to 1659 code for a protein of 552 amino acids.
AUGGACUCCGCCGCAACCUUUGGACGCGGACAUAGGAAAUCCCAGUCCACAUCAGACGUCGGCAAACAUAGAACACCAUCCAAGUUACGCCGAUCCACACAAGCGAGGGAGACCAGGGAUGAGCCGCCAGCCAGUGUCGAGGCCGCCCUCGAGGAUCGUGCUCUCAAGGUCGUCGAAAAGGCGCUGAGCACGGCGUGCAUCACGAACGAUCUGAAGGACUUUGUGUCGCACAAGGUACACAUCCCGUUGCUCAACGUGCUUGGACGCCACACGGCGUCGCUUGCGAAACGUGCAUCGACGUCGUCACUGCCACCCGGAGACGAACUGGCUCGGCAUCUCAUCCCAGAGAUCGACAUCAUCCUGUCCGUGCUGCAGGGCCUGUCUCUGCUGAGCAAGUCUUGCAAGGCUGCAGUCGGUGAGAAGUGGGCGCUCGAAAUGUUCCUCGACCUUCUGUUACUUCUACGCAUCCAAACUGAGCCGACGGUUUAUGCCGUGCUCGACCUUCUGUUCUGCGUGCUCGUCGAUUCGCCAGCGCACGCGAGGAUGUUCGAGCAGCUCUCCGGUCUCGAGGCGGUCACCCGCGUGCUCCGCGGAACAGGCGUCGCAAAGGAGGUUCAAAUGAAGUGCUGCGAGUUCCUCUAUUUCUACCUCUUGCCCGAGAACGCGACCGAGCUGCCCGACAUGGCUGGCGCGACCGUACCUGCCGCCGAAGCCUCGACGAUCAAACACAACCGGAGUGAGUCUCGAAUCGGCGCCGACGACAUUUCACGCCCCGGCUCACCCGACCUCGGGCUGCCGUUCGUGCCGCAGACCCCGCGCAAGCCGACCAAGCCCAGCCUUGGGUUCGCCACGCCCUCUGCAAACCGCACAGGUACCGCGCGCAAGGUGUCGCCAACGCCGAGCCUGGGAUCGGUCAACGAGGACGCGCAGCUGGUUUCGGACAGCGAUAUGCGGCGGCGGGACAGCAAUGUCUUCGACGUGGGGCGGAGGAACAGCUCUCGCGCGAGAGACGACCGAAGGGACAGCGUCGUGUACAUGGGCGAGUCGCGAUCGAGCUCUGGAUCCAGCUCUGGGUCUAGCAUCACCGUCGUGCCCGGCCGCAGGACGGCGCAGAGGAGCUCGACGGAUCUGCCAACACUGGCAGAGGACGGUGAGCGCCGACCAACACACCAGCGCGCCCAGUCUGCCGCCGCCAUCCCGUCCACCCCUCGUGUCCGGUCCAAAGGCUUCCCGGCGGAAAUCACGCGCGGCCGGCCGACGAGCGCCGCUACGCCCUCGAGUUCUAGCGCGACACCGUCCCCGGCCCUGUCGCGACCAUCGAGCGUGAUCGAUCUGACGCGGGACGUCUCGCGUCUGAGCCUGGACCAGUCACGGCACAGCGUAGACCUGUCAAGGCAGAGUGUCGAUCUCUCCCGCGCCAGUGCGACGCCCGUCUCGCGUCCCACCUCGGCUGCCCCCUCGCCCGCCCCCACACCAGUCAGACCAGCCCUCGGCAAUGCGCGCCGCGUGCCGAGCCAGAAACGCGUGCAGAGGUCUGUCGAGGAGAAGAAGGAGCUGCUCGGGCAGUGGCUCGGAAAUGUCGACCAGCUCGUCCAGGGCGUGGAGAAGGUGGGCAUGUGGCGCGGCCAUGGCGGUCGCGAGCGAGGCGAGCGGGCGUGA